Molecule: messenger RNA, 2971 nt
Organism: Rhopilema esculentum
Lineage: Eukaryota; Metazoa; Cnidaria; Scyphozoa; Rhizostomeae; Rhizostomatidae
Source: RefSeq, a predicted model, not a curated record
AAGUAACCUGUAAUAAAGUAGCAAAUAAGUAACACCGCAAUGCGACGAGAAUAAACAGCAACAAACACACAUAAAUCAGUUAUGGCUAAUAUUUCACCCUGGCAAACAGGGCUUCAUUCGGCUGUAGCCAGAGCUGCUCGUGACGGUAUCUUUAGAAAAUUUCCCGCGGGCACUCGGGAUGCCAUGCAGAAGUUUAUAGAAGACGAUAUAUAAUCAGCCCGCGCACUCAGCUGCAUGCUAAAGGUUGAAUCAUAAGGAGCCUAUUAUAGUGAUAAACUGUUACUAGAAUUACUUUUGACUGGAUUUAUAAUUAUAUUGAGCUCUAAAGAGCAGUUAAUUGGAGAAUAGGCUUUGAAUAGAAUAUUUAAGGGGGGGCAACUAGGAGCAGUUGCCCCUCCCUCGACGAGUUGAAGCAAGUCUGGCACCCCAUUUUUGGGAAUUGUGUGCCCCUUUUAAAGAAUGAGAAUCAGGUGAAAAGUUUCUGAGACCGAUGGGUUAAUUUGCUUCAAGGAUUACCAAGGAAAGUUAUUUGUUCAUUUGAAAAUGGAUAUUAAAUUGUUGUAUACAGCGUACUCUCGUCACCAAUUUUUGAAAAAUUUUCAGCACCCCCAUUACCAACUGCCCCUCCUUCAAAUUUUCUCUGGAUCCGCCCUUGCAAUAAGCAAACAGCUAUUCAUAUUCUCAUCUUCCGCUUUCAGCGAGUAAACAAGCAAAUGUCAGGUAACUAUUACAGCCAAUAUGUCAAUCUUCUAAUAUAAAUGCUUACAGUCAAAAAUUCAUUAGUUUUUAUCUCCCAAUAACGGACAAUCGUCUUGACAGUGGACAUGCCCUCUUAAGUCACAGCACCCCAAGUCGCAAAGUUGUUCAUUGAAUUGCGAUACCACUAUAAUAUCCAGUUUACUGCGGAUCAUUUUCAUGACUAUAGUUUAUUUUGAUACGCUAUGACUUUAUACAUAAUUUUUGUGCGCGGAAAUACACGCAAUAUUUUUGUGUCUAGGAAGCUUUUCAUAUCCAUUAUAUUAGGAACGGCUCUUAGAAGCAAAAAAUAAUUAAAAAUUGAUCCUUCCUUCUACCGUUCUCCUCCCUUCCUAUUCCCUCUUCGUUUCCCUUCCUUUUCUCUUCCUUUCCCUUCCUUCGCUUCCCUUCCUGUUCCCUUCCUUUUCUCUCCUUUUUUUCUAUUCCUUGUAGUAUCCUUCCCAAAAAAUAUGAAUCAACGGCUGUCGCAGCCUUCUCUGAGUCCACAUCGACCCCUACCUCUUCUUGAACUAAUGCUUCAACACUUUCUGUAAGUGUAGGCAAUGUAAAGAAAGAUGGCGGAGAAGCAAUAUCAUUUUCAACUAAAUCAGUUUUAUAAACAUUACCCCGAUGGAUGAAAAACAAGAGAGCUUCACUCCCUCUUCUUAUUUUUUACUGAAUACGAUCUGAUCUUAUUUCUUGGCAAUUCUUAAUGAUUUGAUUUUCUCUGCACUGAUAGCUGAUGGAAUGAGGCCGCGUGAAACUCCGAGUGGCAACUUAGAACCGUCCUGUUCAAUACACCAAAUAGUGUGUAAUUUAGCCUUUGAUUGGGUUUAAAAAUAUAUUUGUCUUAAUCUUCUAACUUUAUAUGGAUGAUGCACUUGUUACUGAAUGGAAAACGCUGCAAAAUACUAUAUUUGUAUUUUCAUGGCACUGCUCAAGUCAUGUCAGGACCUCUACUCUGAAGAAACAAGGAAUUUGAGCGGAGUUUACAAAUUACAGGAUAGUGAGCAUUACUGUCGAAUGAAUGAAAUUAAAGGCUGUGGUGCUGGGGGAUGGACAUUGGCCAUGGUAAUGGACGGCAUGAAUAUUACAUUUGCUCCAUGUUCAGACUACAGGACCAACGAUGCAGUAUACAAUACUGAAAAUGGCCUGAAAUCAGUUGAUAAUGAUGUAGAAGCAAAGUAUCCAGCGUUCUCGUCAAUCCCAUUCAAGGCACUGUGUAUCGGUAUGAGGCGCAGUGGUACUACCAAUUGGAUUCAAAUUUUGAUUGCUUGUUCCUCAUUAAAAUAAAUAUUUGCUGGUAACAGAUACAUACCAACAAGUGUGAGCAGAGAAACCUGGAAGAGUCUUAUUGGUGCAGAGGCAUCACUUCAGUAUGAAUGUAACAGACAAGGGUUUAACAUAAUGGAUUCUGGCGAUGGUGUUUUAUGAAUAGAACUGGUUACAUUGCAAAUAAUGAAUAUGAUUGACAAACAGCCUAUUCUUUCAUUGGCUUCGGCUCAGUAAAUGUCAAACUCUGCUAUUUGACACAGCAGCCAAUAACCUGUCGAAAUUUAGGCCAAUAUUAUUCUGAUAAUGGCUUCAAAUAUUUGCCAGCCAUUGGAUGCAUACUAAUACAAUGAAAAAACAGACAUUGAUUGGCAACCUUAGUUAGUCACGACCAAAUAGCAAUGUCAUAUAGUUGCAUUUGUUAAUGAAAGGAUAUUUAUAACUAUCAUUUACCUCUAAUAUUCAAUUGGUUAAUGCUCAGGGAAAAACAUAAACCAAAAAUCAUAUUAUUUUGCUUUGUAGAUAUGUAUAACCAACGUCAGAUCGAAAACAAUUAAAGCUUUCACAGGAAAUACCAGGUUGCUAUUAAUCUGAAUAUUGAAAUAAAGUAAAAACAAUAGGUUAUAUUUCCUUCUAUGGUUACAUACUAAGCACUGCCUGGCCUUUUUCACCUGACAUGUAUUUUUGGUAUAUGAUAUGGCUCGUAUCCUUAUAUUACAAUCGAGACUAUACCAAGCAAUAAACAAGGCAAGUACCACAGGAAAGGAAGACCAUAUCCCCCUUGGCCAUUAACUACGAUUUCUUGAUGAAAUUCCAUAUGUUGCUUCGCCGAAAUAAUACAUUCACAGCUUAGCGCUGAAGAAGACAUGACCAUAAAAAAUAUGAUUGUUCGCGAUGCAUGCUUGCCCUUUAAGUGAAACGAGUCAUUUUGUCAACAAUAAAAUACCAACCACGUACCUUGCGU